Molecule: messenger RNA, 540 nt
Organism: Paramecium sonneborni
Lineage: Eukaryota; Ciliophora; Oligohymenophorea; Peniculida; Parameciidae
Source: the annotation of a GenBank genome assembly
AGAGUUUUGAUAAUGAUCUAGUGUUUAUUUCUAGUUAGUAGAUAAGGCAAGACCAGAUUGACUAAGUGGUAUAAUUAAUCACUUACUACAAGAGAAAAGCAACGUUUCUUAAAAGAAGUAUUACUAUCAAUCUUAAUGUAAAGAUAAAUUCAUUAGUGUUGACACGCGGCCAAAAGAUGUGUAAUUUCUUAGAAUAUGUUGAAUACAAAAUUGUUUAUAAACGAUAUGCAUCACUUUAUUUCAUAGCUAUUUGCGACAAAGAGGAUAACGAAUUAUUAAUUUUAGAAAUAAUUCAUCAUUUUGUAGAAGUAUUAGAUAAAUAUUUUGGUAAUGUAUGUGAAUUGGAUCUAAUAUUUAAUUUCCACAAAGCUUAUUAUAUCUUGGAUGAAUUGCUUUUAGCUGGUUUUAUUUAAGAGCCAAGUAAAAAAAUUAUACUCAAAGCAAUCACUAGUCAAGAAGCACUUAUAGAAGAAGGAAAUGAUGAUCAAUCUAAAUGAUUUAUAAAACAAAUAUAUCAAUAACUUGUUAUUUUUAAUAUAC